Molecule: messenger RNA, 1089 nt
Organism: Cylindrotheca closterium
Lineage: Eukaryota; Bacillariophyta; Bacillariophyceae; Bacillariales; Bacillariaceae
Source: the annotation of a GenBank genome assembly
AUGUUGUCUUCCAUCCGAACAGUUUGCACUAAAGGGGCCUUGAGCCGUCAGGCAUCCCAACGCCUGUUUGCCCGUGGCAUGGCCACCAAAGAUAUGACUGUGAGAGAAGCUAUUUGCGAGGGUAUCGAUGAAGAAAUGGAACGUGAUGAAAAUGUCUUCAUCAUGGGAGAAGAAGUUGCCCAGUACCAAGGUGCAUACAAGGUCACCAAGGGAUUGUACCAAAAGUACGGAGAGAAACGGGUCAUUGAUACCCCCAUCACCGAAGCUGGCUUUACUGGAAUGGCCGUGGGCGCUGCCUUCCACGAUCUACGACCCAUUGUGGAGUUCAUGACCUGGAACUUUAGCUUGCAAGCCAUUGAUCAAAUUCUUAACGGUGCCGCCAAGCAGUUCUACAUGAGUGGAGGAAACUUGGCCUGCCCCAUUGUUUUCCGUGGACCAAAUGGGUACAGUGCCGGUACUGCUGCUCAGCACUCUCAGUGCUUUGCUGCGUGGUUUGGAAGUGUCCCUGGACUAAAGGUUGUCGCUCCAUAUUCAUCGGAGGAUUCCAAGGGACUCAUCAAGGCUGCGAUCCGUGAUCCCAACCCUGUGGUGGUCUUGGAACACGAACUCAUGUAUGGAGUUAGCUUCCCAAUGUCCGACGAGGCGCAAUCGAAGGACUUUGUUAUUGAAAUCGGAAAGGCCAAAAUUGAAAAGGAAGGAACCGAUGUGACUCUCAUUACCUACUCCAAGGAAGUUGGACUCGCGUUGGAGGCUGCCGAAGUAAUGGCCGCCAAGGGAACCAGCGUCGAGGUGAUUAACUUGCUCUCCAUCCGCCCGCUCGAUAGAGAUGCCAUUCUUGGUUCCAUCAAGAAGACUGGAAGAUGCGUGACUUUGGAACAGGGAUGGCCUCAGCACGGAGUUGGUGCCGAAAUCUCUGCCAUGAUUAUGGAAACCGACACUUUCAACUACAUGGAUGCCCCCAUGGAGCGUGUGUGCGGAGCAGAUGUUCCCAUGCCAUAUGCCAAGGACCUUGAAGAGGCGGCACUACCACAGCUGAACGAUGUUGUUGCUGCCAUUGAGCGAACAACCUUUAGAAGAAUGGCUGCCUAA